Molecule: messenger RNA, 463 nt
Organism: Larimichthys crocea (large yellow croaker)
Lineage: Eukaryota; Metazoa; Chordata; Actinopteri; Sciaenidae
Gene: mt2
Product: metallothionein 2
Exons: 3
Coding region: 134-316 (60 amino acids)
Molecular function (GO): metal ion binding
Source: RefSeq, a predicted model, not a curated record
GCACCCGGUUCUGUUGUUCCCUGGAGGGUAUAAAAGAGCUGCUCCUUCGCAGACAGUCACAACACAGACUCGACUGAGAUCGAAGAGAAGACACCUUCACACGAAGAAACCGCGACAUCAUCUGAGAAAAAAAAUGGACCCUUGUGACUGCUCAAAGAGUGGAACCUGCAACUGCGGGGGAUCCUGCAAUUGCAAAGACUGUUCCUGCACCUCCUGCAAGAAGAGCUGCUGCCCAUGCUGCCCAUCCGGCUGCAGCAAGUGCGCCUCUGGCUGCGUGUGCAAAGGGAAAACGUGCGACACCAGCUGCUGUCAGUGAGGAGCCAGCUACAUCAGCAGUCCCCUAAUCCUGUGAUGUCGCCAGCGUGAAACCUUUAUUUUUUUUUUUGCAUUAUUUGUGGAUGCAAAUGUCUAUAGAGAUUUUGUACUUGUCUUCAGUGUUGAAAUAAACGUUUACUUGAUGUGA